AUGCCUUUUAUUCACGAUGAAGGGUAUGAUUGGCCUUACGAUGUGUAUGAUUCGUCUGACGACGACUAUUAUGAGUCCACCAUGGAAGUGAUCCCUCAGGAAGAUCCAUUUGAUCGGAACCGGCGGCUGAUUAAUAUCGAUUUGGGACCUGCGGUAUCAGCAGCGGCGGAAGCGGGGCGCGAGAUUAGAAUUAUCGUGGAGGAACCUGUGGAGGGCGACGAGUCUGUUGCUGUACCAUGGGAACUUCUUGACGGCUGGUUUUACAGCGUGGGAAAUUCCUAUGUUAUAUCUCUCGUUGUUGAGGAUAAGCCGGAUUUCGACCCUGAUGCGGUAUACCUGUAUUACUUCUACAACACAGGACGCAGCUUCUCUUUUCUCUUCACCAUUGAUCCUUUGCUCAUCAGACUUCUGGAUUAA
Molecule: messenger RNA, 417 nt
Organism: Trichoderma breve
Lineage: Eukaryota; Fungi; Ascomycota; Sordariomycetes; Hypocreales; Hypocreaceae
Exons: 1
Coding region: 1-417 (138 amino acids)
Source: RefSeq, a predicted model, not a curated record